ACACGUUUGUGGCUGUGUGUUCCAAACUAUUCUCAUCCGUGUGUUUAUUGUUUCAUUUCAUCAUACUGUUUGUUACAUUCAAAUCAAAAUAAUACUACUCUCCAAUAAAUGAAUACUUAGUACCAAUGGCCUUGUCCUCUACAUCACUAUUAUGCAUUCUUCCACCCUAUUUUACAUUCUCAACUCAACUAACCAUUACUAAUAUAUUAUCCAAAUUCAACUAUUACCCUAUUUUACCUUAUAAUAACAAUAAACUAAGGAUUAUGCCGUCCAACUAACCCAAUCACUCAAACACCCAAAUUCAGAUUCUCAACUAACCUUGCGUUUACUGUCAAUUUGCCAAGGAAAUUAUCCAUUAGAAGCUCUGGUGAAAACUCUGCAGGAGCUACAGAGGUAGAGUCAGAGAGUUCCAUUGAACUUCCAAAAGAAUCAUCAUCUUUAAUUUCUACUUUCAAUGUAGAAAGAGCUCUCCGUGGUAUACAAUGCAGCAAUAACAGACGCAAACCAUUAUGGUAGACUCGGCCUACCAAGAGGAUGUCCCUAUGACAUGGUGACAGUUGCCUAUAACAAUAAGGUUCAAGAAUUGGAGAGUCAAGAUUUAGAAAAAGACAUACUAAACAAGAAAUUGGAACUUCUCAGAGAAUCAUACACCAUCAUGUCAUCACCAGAUGAAAGAAGAAUGUAUGACUGGAGUUUGGCCAGAGAAGGUAACGCAGAAAAAUUCAUUUGGCCAUAUGAAGUUGAUGUUUCAGAGCUUCAAAAAGGAGAUCCUCCACCACAGGAACCUGAGGAUGUUGGACCAACCAGACUGAUCGGAUACUUCCUAGUGGGAUGGAUAGUGCUAUCAGUUGUGUUGUCAAUUGGAUUAAACUUAUAGAAACAAGUUUAUGUAUACUAUGCACCAACCCAUGAAACUUUUAUUCCUAAAAAAAACAAUGAUGUAAUGUAAUGGAAAAAUGUUUUGAAUUGAAUGAAGUUUAAUUCAAUUCAAUUAUAUAUAGCAAAAAUAUGUUAUCA
This is a messenger RNA of Lathyrus oleraceus (garden pea), 1017 nucleotides long. RefSeq names its product NAD(P)H-quinone oxidoreductase subunit U, chloroplastic. The transcript is spliced from 4 exons. NCBI's taxonomy places the organism in Eukaryota, Viridiplantae, Streptophyta, Magnoliopsida, Fabales, Fabaceae. The coding region runs from base 548 to 877 and encodes 109 amino acids. Gene Ontology annotation, cellular component: NAD(P)H dehydrogenase complex (plastoquinone); chloroplast thylakoid membrane; chloroplast. The record is from RefSeq and is a predicted model, not a curated record.